AUGUCAUGGCACAGAAACCUUUUGACCACAGUAUUAACGGAAAUAAAUGUGUUGCAUAGAUAUAAGACAUCCAAAGCUCUGUGCCACAUUUCUUUUCAUCAUUACACACUGGGCACUGAUCUUGCCUUAAAGGAGAAGUUUAAUUCUUGAAGAAUGUUGUCUGAGGGGUAUCUCUGUAAAAUCCCUUAUCACGAACUCUUGAAUUACAAGCUCUAUGGUACAGAAACAGAAGAGGCAAUACAUGAGUUGAAGUCAUUAAAUGGUAUCACUUAUGAAUCAACAGAGCAAAUGCAAACUAGAAGUUUAUUUUGGAAUUAUAGAUCCAUGGAUGAAUUUAUGAUUUCUGUUUCUUCCCAAAAAAACAAAAAUAGUAAACAGCAGAAAGACACAUUGGCCCAGACUAUUCAGCAUCCAGUAUUUGAAAGGCAAACAUCUGAAGCUGUGGAAAUCUAUGUGGGAUCAUCCAUAAGCAAAGACGCUUACCUCGUCCCUUCUUCUUGUAAAAGCAUUUGUAAGAACUACAAUGACCUGCAUAUUGCUGGUGAUCAGGUGCUACCAAUGAAUUCAGUUAAAAGAGAUGUUACUUAUGACAGUGGGAUAUGCCCAUUCCUGGAAUCAUCAGAGAUUCCAUUGCCAAUAGACUCGGUUCCAAUGUUACCUGCUGAAGUCCCACGGAAGGCAUCCCAAAGAAAUUCAUCAUGCUGGCGGGUGGCCAGCAUCAUGCAACACCAACAGCCUCUCUCUAAUUCAAUUCUGAAUAAUUAUUUGGAGGAGAAAGUAGUAGAGCUAUAUAAGCAGUAUAUCAUGGAUGUGAUGGGCAGCAGAUCUCCCACUCAGAUCUUGGCUUCAGAGUUCAUAAUGACCAACGUAGAUCAAAUCAGCAUGAAGUUAUCACAAGAGACGAACUUGAAGACCACAAGAGCCAAAGAUAUGGUUAUUAACUGCCUGCUGCAAUUAGCUAGUGGAAAGGUGUCCACUGAAAUGAGCACUCCCAGUCUCCAAAUUUCCCAGUUCAGUAUUAAAUAAAGAUGCAGUUUCACUGUUACCUUGAAAUGUAGAAAUCAGUUCAAUUUCUGCAUUAUAAUGCUACCAGGAUACAGUUGACGUGCCAAAUCUUAAUUAUUUCACAUGUAAACGCUUUCAAAAAAGACUGGUUUGAAAACCAUGUACAAUCUUUUCACUCUAUGGUUUCCAUAUGCAUUCAACUUCAACCCCUAAGUAGUAUGUUGAAAAUUAGGAAGUUCUAUUCUAACUAGGCUCUCAUACACAAAUCUUAGAAAGUUCACCCAACUCUCAAAUCCUACCCUCAGGAAUCAUGUUUCCUUCUGCUUUUCUCUACAUUUUAUGAUAUCGUUCAUGUAUCAUUUUUCUCUGUCAGGGUGACCUUGGUGUUUCCCUUCCGACUUAAAAAGUUUCAGCGUUGCUUUAAUUGCAUUUGCUCCUAAGCUUUUUGUAAAAAAGCAUAAAAAGAGCAUAGAUAGGUAGGUAGGUCAGGGCAAGCUGUAUCUCAAAAAUGAUUCAAAAGAAGUCCUUUGGAUAUCUUGUGACUGUGAACACAACAUCAUCCUGCUAUUUAUCAAAGCAGCAUGAUUUUUUUCCCCCAGUUUUCCAUGUGAGACUGAAAAAAAGUAGUGGUUGCCUUAAGAGUCACAUUAACUUUAAUGAGCUAUCUCCUUAAAGCAGCCACAACUUUUUUUUUUUCUGGCCCAUGUGGAAGCCUGAAAAAGUUAAGCCGUCUUAAUGAAUGGCUGAGAAGUGCUAUGUUUAUCAAAAUUAUCUCCAAAUCAUUUUUGAAGUGUGCACAAGGUAAUAAAAUAGAAAGUGGAAUAGGAUUCAUAAGUUUUAAUGCCAGCUAAAUUGAUCAUUAAAAU
This is a messenger RNA of Candoia aspera, 1871 nucleotides long. It is a transcript of the gene TASL, whose product is annotated as TLR adaptor interacting with endolysosomal SLC15A4. Gene Ontology annotation, biological process: regulation of toll-like receptor signaling pathway. The transcript is spliced from 2 exons. NCBI's taxonomy places the organism in Eukaryota, Metazoa, Chordata, Lepidosauria, Squamata, Candoiidae. Bases 154 to 1026 code for a protein of 290 amino acids. The record is from RefSeq and is a predicted model, not a curated record.